Molecule: messenger RNA, 2510 nt
Organism: Branchiostoma belcheri (Belcher's lancelet)
Lineage: Eukaryota; Metazoa; Chordata; Leptocardii; Amphioxiformes; Branchiostomatidae
Product: NF-kappa-B inhibitor alpha-like
Molecular function (GO): protein binding
Source: RefSeq, a predicted model, not a curated record
AAUCCCCCACCAAAAAUUUCCCAGUCUGGUCACAUAAAAUUCACUGCGUGGCAGUUGUGCGCGUUAGUUUUGUCACAAGAGGAGUCAUAGUCUCAUCUAAUCUUGUAUUCACCACCUCUUUAGACAACCUAGAGUCGUUCUGAAGGCGAUUGUGUAACAUUCGAGCCGAGUUUGGGACGUUUGUACGAGAAAAUCAGCAGCAGUUGUUGACCGUCCGUCUGCCAUUUUCGUUUGAAAUUUUAGUCCAACAUGGCUACGCUGGAUUGGGAGGUGGAGACCGACAGCGCACCAGGCCCACUGGACGAAAUCAGACCAGAGGCCAGAAAGCUGUGGAACGCGACCGUGGAUUCGGACAGAUUUGAUUCAGCUUAUGAUUCUGUCGGUGAUACUUGUCUCUCACAGGACUUUCAGCAGUGCUCGCUCCACUCGUCGGAAGACCAAAGUUCACAGCCCGCCCCGGUGGGAAGAGCAGGGGAACUGGUGGAAAGGUUGCCGACACAAAGGGAGGAAGAAACCUGCAAAUCCUGCCAGGACGAGACAGAAGAUGACUGUAUCGAACCAGACGAGGAUCCCAGCGAGGAACUACGGGAGAACUUGGCAAGAGAAGCCUUCUGCCAAGACCAAGACGGCGACACAACGCUUCACAUGGGUGUCAUUCACAGCAGACCAGAUGUAGUGGACCGAAUGUUGGAACUGGCGCCCUCCCCAGACCACCUGGACAUCAGAAACCACUUGCAGCAGACCCCACUGGCCCUGGCUACAGUGACAGACCAGUCUAAGGUGGCCAGACAACUGCUGGUGCACGGAGCCUCGCUAGACAUCCCUGACAGGAAUGGGCGCACACCCCUGCACCUGGCCAGCCUCAGGGGCAAUGGCAGUCUGGUACAGGCACUCACCACACCAGUCAGCUCCACAGAGGUGAAACACAGGCACCUCUCACGGCUGCAGAGGAUACCGCAGGACCUGGAGCAGAGGGACUAUGAAGGUUUCACUUGUCUUCACCUGGCUGCCUCUGAGGGACACUAUGACAUUGUCCAGUACCUCGCUCAGAUUGGUGCAGAUGUGAAUUCACAAGAUGGUAAGAGCGGCCGCACCGCGCUGCACCAUGCGGUAGAGAGGAAUGACAUCCAGAUGGCGAAGGUGCUACUGUUCGGCUGCAGGGCACAGGUGGAUGCUCAGAUGUACAACAGCUGCACUCCGCUGCACCUGGCAGUGGGACGGAGGGCACCAGGAGAUCACCUCCCUCCUCAUACAGGCUGGCGCCAACCCCAACCUAUCAAACACGGAAGAGGACACACCACAGGACCUUGCUGCAGGAGAUGACGACAUUGCCUCCAUGUUGUAUGAUGACAUCAGGAUCGGAGGACAGCCAGUCCACUUGGACAUGUGAACUUGUUUGACCUAGGGCCUAGGAAAAAUGUUGUGUUUACAUAGAGAAUCCCUACCUACCAACCCUAUUUUUUACAGGCCUGAAAUCGAAAACACAACAUUGAUUUUCCUAGGCCAUUAAUUUUACCACAUGAAGUGAGGAACAGCAACUGAUUUAGAUGUGUUAACAGGAUUUUUUGGUCUUGUACUGACAAUUUUGUACAGUGCAAAAUGAUUUCUGUGCACAGAUGUGUUUGUGAAAAAUAACCCAUUGUCAAUACAGGAAAGCUUUCUUUGGCACAGUUCAACUAAAUAGCCUCUAGUGAUCAGGAUCUAUAACCAUGGAUAAAUAGCUUUGUAAAUAUAAAGCAGUCAAAAUAAGAUUUGACUAAGGGAAGCUAGUCAGUUCUUCAUUGUGAAAUUUGAAAUAGCAUAAUGUACUUCAUGAGACCAAGUCAGUUUGAUGUAAAUAUGACGCUUUUUGCUACAUUCGGAAGAUUUAGGUUGCAGAUGGCUGCAUCUGCUGAGGUGGAGUUAUCACAUACUUGAAGUGUACUGCGGUACUACUGCCUAUAGAAAAAUGAUAAGAAAAAAAACAAUGUAUUAAAUGUAUGUCUAGUUGACCUAGCUGUUCAUAGGUGUGCACUUUGAGAUAAUAGAGAGAUAAGGAGGUCAAAACCUCCUUGGAGAAGAGAAGCUUGAAAAAUAUGCUGUUGUGUACUAACAUGUGCAUUUCACGCUCACUGAUGACGAGUUUCAGUCUGUUGUGAAAAACAAGGGAGUAACUACAUUAUGGUGUGAUCAGAGUUUUUGUAAUGUCCCUGUUUUUUUUAAGACAAUUUGGUUACUUUUAUUUGUACAAAUUUGAGUAUAUAUGUGUACAUGUAAAUAGCAUUCUUGCAUUAAUGACUUGGCCAGAAAAACACAGCAAAAAAUGUACUGGGUUCUGUAUUGGCUUCAGAAGUCACAAUGGAUCAAACUGAAUCUCUAAUAAGUCUUAUUGGUGUAUUUAAUGCAUAUAUUGACAAGGAAUUAUUAGCUGUACAACAGUCUGUUUUUGGACAAGAAAUUCUUGAAUUUAACUUCUUAUUUUGCCAUUUGUUACAUUUUUGAAAAUGAAUAAAGCGAAGUACAAAUGUCUA